AACACAUGCUGUCCUGUCUCUCUAUAAGCUAAUUCUCUCUCCUCUCUAGUGAUCAGCUGUGUUUCUUUCUGAUACAGCAAGGUCCAGUGCUUUGGCUUUCCUCAUAAUGCAAAAGGCCAAAGAGUUAUUAAACUUGGAUUAGUACUUAUUCUUGGUCUUGUGCGAGAUGGAGAAUGAUUGUAUAGAGGACAUGGACAUUGAGGCCGUUCCUUCAAUGUGGCCUGAAGAUAUUGGAACCGAGGUUGGAAAGCAGUUCAAUAUAGAAAAGCCUGGAAGGGACCAAGACAUGUUAGAGGAGGUUACAAUCAUAGAGGACCCAACUAUAGUUGAUUUCAAACGUCUAAUGGAGCUGACAAAUUUUACAGAAAAAGGGUCUUCUCAGUUGGCAUACCUAAUGAAACAAUGGGAGUACAAGCAGGCCAAUGUUGUGCGCCUUCUGAGGGAAGAACUUGACAACCUAAGCAAACAAAGGCAAGAUGUUGAGCUCAGGAAGUUGGAGAUUUUGGAAGAGCACCGGUUCGAGGAAGAACGUUAUGGGGGUGAUAAACGCCCGGUUUCUAUAUUGGAUGAUGUUUAUGAUGGUAUAUGGCAUGAUAUACCAUGCAGGAAGAGUGAUGUUGUGGUUCAAAGCAAGAGGAGUGAGAUUGAUGCUGAGUAUGACACUGUCAUGUACUGGAAACAGCGAGCUUUGCAUUUGGAAAAGCAGCUUGAGGCAAGUAUCCAAAGAGAACAAAUACUUGAAGAUAAGUUGCUAGAGAGUAUAGCAAAUAUUGAAAGGCAGUCCUCACCUGUGGAAGAACUCUCCCAAAUUCUCAAGAGAGCAGAUAAUUUCUUGCAUUUUAUACUCCAAAAUGCUCCUGUUGUUAUUGGCCAUCAGGACAAAGAGCUGCGCUACUGCUUUAUCUAUAAUCAUUUUCCAAGUUUACAAGAGGAGGACAUCAUAGGAAAAACUGAUGUCGAAAUAUUCACGGGAGCUGGUGUUAAGGAAUCUCAAGAUUUUAAGAGAGAAGUUUUGGAAAAAGGGUUACCUGCGAAAAGGGAAAUCACUUUUGAGACAGAACUAUUUGGGUCCAAGACAUUUUUGAUAUAUGUAGAACCUGUCUUUAGCAAGGCAGGGGAGACAAUUGGAAUAAACUACAUGGGAAUGGAUGUAACCGAUCAGGUGCGAAAAAGAGAAAGAAUGGCAAAGAUUCGAGAAGAGAUUGCUGUUCAGAAAGCCAAGGAAACAGAACUGAAUAGAACCAUUCACAUUACAGAGGAAACUAUGCGAGCAAAACAAAUGCUGGCAACAAUGUCUCAUGAGAUAAGAUCUCCAUUGUCUGGGGUUGUUAGCAUGGCUGAAAUUCUUUCUAACACAAAACUUGAUUGGGAGCAAAGACAACUCUUGGAUGUCAUGCUAUCUUCUGGAGAUUUGGUUCUUCAACUUAUAAAUGACAUACUUGAUCUUUCCAAGGUUGAGUCAGGAGUGAUGAAAUUGGAAGCUACUAAAUUCCGGCCAAGAGAGGUAGUCAAGCAUGUACUCCAGACCGCUGCGGCUUCAUUGCAAAAAAUGUUAACUUUAGAAGGACAGGUGGCAGAUGAUGUACCUAUUGAGGUUAUUGGUGAUGUAUUGAGGAUGCGGCAAAUUCUCACAAAUUUAAUUAGCAACGCCAUCAAGUUUACUCAUGAAGGCAAAGUUGGGAUAAACCUUUACGUUGUGCCAGAGCCUACAUUUGCAAAAGCAGAAUGCAUCCAAAAGAUGACUCCAAACCAGUCAACUAUUUCAAUGAAUGGUGUGAAAGAAGAUAAGUAUCUCUCAACACCACAAAGUGGCUGUGAUCGAAAUCUUCUUGAUGGUUGUCAGAAACAUGGCGAUCGCCUCAGCCAAAAUCAUGCAUUCAAUGAAGAAUGUAGAUCUCCAGUUAAAAGCGAAUGCUCAAUGAACGGAGACACAGAGGAGCAACCUCAUUCAGCUGAAACAACAGUGUGGAUACGUUGUGAUGUAUAUGACACAGGCAUAGGAAUACCAGAAGAUGCUAUACCAACUUUGUUUAAAAGGUACAUGCAAGUCAGUGCAGACCACGCUCGAAAAUAUGGUGGCACAGGGCUAGGACUAGCAAUAUGCAAACAACUGGUUGAGUUGAUGGGGGGUCAACUAACAGUGUCUAGCAAAGAACACCAUGGUUCUACCUUCACUUUCAUACUCCCAUACAAGGUUUCAAUUGCUUGUGAUCAAUCUGAUGAUCCGGAUGAGCUUUCUGAUGUGGAGAAUAAUGAUGCUGCAUCUGAUGAUACAAUAGAGAGUUUCUUCCAAUUCCAACCACGCACUUUGGGCUCUCUAUUCUCUUCUAAUGGAUCUAGCAGGACACAGAAGUUGCUACCACAGAAAAUUGGCUACACCAGCUCACAUAAACUCGGAUUUUCUGAGAGCUUAUUCCCCUCCAAUGAUAUCAUGUCAAAAGGGAUAUGUUCCCUUGAUGAUGCAUCUUCAGUGGUUGAUACUCUGGAGAUGUCUGAAUCAGCUAGUUCUUGUGGUCACAGUCCAGAAGCAAAGAACAAAAAUUUAGUUAGAAGAGAUAAACAGCAUCAAGAUAAGGCUCAUGUUUGGUCCCUGAAUGGUUAUGCAGAUUCCUCUGAAGCUACUGUGGCCAAUAGAGAAAUGGUUGUAGCAACGAAGUCUAGUGAACACCAACAAACAUGUCAGGGUCAAGGAAAGGCAAACACAACUACCAAAUGUGUUACAAGCAGCAGCACAUCAGAAGUAACCAAAUCCACAUUGAAGCCUAAGAUCCUACUAGUUGAAGAUAACAAGAUUAAUGUCAUGGUGACACAAUCCAUGAUGAAGCAAUUAGGUCAUAGCAUAGAUGUUGUGAAUAAUGGAGUGGAAGCUGUACGUGCAGUUCAACGAUGCACUUAUGACCUGGUUCUGAUGGAUGUUUGCAUGCCAAUUAUGAAUGGUCUUCAAGCAACAAAACUGAUUCGGUCUUUUGAGGAAACAGGCACUUGGGAUGCUGCAAGAAAUGCUGGAAUCGAGCAAUGUCUACCAGAUUCAGAUUAUGAAUGUUCUGUACUAUCUACAAAGCGGAUCCCCAUUGUUGCCAUGACAGCAAAUGCUUUGUCAGAGAGUGCUGAAGAAUGUUUUGCAAAUGGUAUGGACUCGUUUGUGUCAAAACCUGUGACUUUCCAAAAACUGAAAGAGUGUAUUGAACAAUACCUGUAAUGUGAUAUCCUUGUAAAUUCCAGCUAGUGUAAAAAAGAAUGUAUAAAAAGUCUAGGAAAUUUUUGUAAUGAAUGCAUCAUUUUCUCAACCUUAGUGUCUACCUCAAGCUGUAUAGAUCUACAAUGUUCUUUUUCAUUUUCCCAAAUUAUUUUGGUAGUUCUGAAUGGAGUGCAGGAAUCACUACUAUUGAGGAAAUUCAGAAAA
Molecule: messenger RNA, 3403 nt
Organism: Cajanus cajan (pigeon pea)
Lineage: Eukaryota; Viridiplantae; Streptophyta; Magnoliopsida; Fabales; Fabaceae
Product: histidine kinase 5
Biological process (GO): phosphorelay signal transduction system; protein autophosphorylation
Cellular component (GO): plasma membrane
Molecular function (GO): histidine phosphotransfer kinase activity; phosphorelay sensor kinase activity
Source: RefSeq, a predicted model, not a curated record